Messenger RNA from Symbiodinium necroappetens, 474 nucleotides. The record is from the annotation of a GenBank genome assembly. Lineage: Eukaryota; Dinophyceae; Suessiales; Symbiodiniaceae.
AUGCAUGAGAUGACGUUACCUCCGUUAGCUGUUCCCUCGCAUUCGAAGCGCUUUCGGGACACUUGGCCACCAAUGCACGUGACACCUUGUCAAGUUGCUGAUGGACCUGUGCCCAAAUCGCAAAAGCCGGGAUCUCUUACCGUAUCCGUGUCAUCCCAUGUCCAGACCUUGCAUUCCAAGAUUCCCGCUUUGCGUUCCUUGGGAGUGGAGCAACGCUCGGAAUGGUUUCGGGAUGAUUGCCAUCAUUCAGAUGCAGGCGGCGAAGCUCUGGGCAAUUUGUUGGCCAAGCUUCUGCUGUGGGCAGUUCGCCAGCCAGCCUUGACUGCAUUGAAGGUUCCAGCUGCCCCCAGCGUCCCAGCUGCUCUAGAUGCUGGCUGCUGGUGCAAUGGCAAAACCAUCCGGGUCGGAUUACGGGCUCGAGUAUGCUCACAGACACAGAAAUCAAUUGUUGCGGCAUGUUGUGGGCAGUCCUAG